UUUAUUUUCACAUUGGAGUUUUAUCGAACCUACACCAUUUGUAAUUAAACUAUCAAGCCUUCGAUAGCUCAGUUGGUAGAGCGGUGGACUGUAGUGGAAUACAAUUUGUAGACAUCCAUAGGUCGCUGGUUCAAAUCCGGCUCGAAGGAAUUUACUUUUUUUCGCUGAAAUUUUUGUUUUUAUUUAUCUCAGAUUUAUUUUGUGUUAGUAAAAUCUAUAAGAAUUUCCAGUGUAAUUUUACCCUGGGUUAUCCCCAUGGUUGUUUAGAACCGGCUAAUCCAAUUGUAGAUAACCAUUAAGGUAAUUUGAAGAAGAAAAGAUUAUACAUAAACCGUGAAAUAAUAGGGAACUUUCACUUUGCAAAAAAAAGGAAAUUCCCGGGGUAUGCUGGCUUGAAGCGUCAUUGAGUUUUUGUCAUCACAUGAAAAUAAACCUAAUUAUCUUAAACAGAAGUUAAGUUCACGAUCUGGGCUAUCGCGGUUCGCAGUGAACGUAGUAAACAUGAACAAUGUAAAAUGUUAUUGUGUGGUUAUCGUGUUAUUUGGAAUUAAUGUAUCAAGCUUUGAAGUUUCAUCACUAGAUAUAGAAUGCGUACCAUUAAAAAAUUGCUCAUUACUGAUGAAUAAUAUUUUGGCUCAAGGGCGCAUUUCAUCGGAAAGUAUUUUGAAAUUUUUAAAUUCGAUUAUAUGUGGUGUAGAUGAUAAAAAUCCAAAGAAAGUGAAAGUAUGGUGUAAUCAUUUUAAAAACUGUAAAACGUCAGAAUCUAGAAAGGGCAUAUGGUCUAAUAUACAAGAUGCCGGAAAAGUUCGUGAGAAAAGAUCUCAUCAUCCUCGGUCAAUGUCCCGUCAUAGGCAUUUUCACGAUAAUCAUUUUGGAUUUUUCAAUGAGCGGCAAUUUAACGAAAACGAAACGGAAAAUGAUAAUGAUUAUCAAUCACCCUUUAAAGGAGGCAAUGACAAGCAUAAUCAUAGACCUGUUGGACAUUGGUGGAAACAUCAAUUACUUGAUGCAGAAAAAAAGGAUGAAGAUAUAUGUUUUACUCCAGGCAAUUUAAAAGGAUUUUGCAAAGAAAUUCAUCAGUGUUCGAAUAUCGUAAAUAUUUUAAAAUCUCCAAAUCGUUUGGAUAAUAAAGCUGUAGAAUAUUUGAAAAAAUUCAAAUGUCAAGGCAGUACUCAAAGUAUUAUAAAGGUUUGUUGUCCUGAGGAACAAAUUAUCAUGCCAGACGUUAAUCCACCAGUAAUUGAAACCAGAGUCAAGACAACUGUGGAUAACAACUUAGAAUGUGGUCGUGCCAUGAUAACAGACAGAAUCGUAAGCGGAACUACAGCCAGCCUUUCUGAAUUUCCGUGGACAGCUUUAUUGCAAUACAAUACGUCGAAAGGCUUUAUUAAUGGUUGCGGAGGUAGUGUAAUAAAUAAAAGAUAUGUAAUUACAGCUGCGCAUUGUGUGAAUGAAGAUAUUUUAGGAAAAAAUGGUUUACAAUCCCUAAAUAGACUAGUACUAGGUGAAUACGAUACAAGAAACGAAACUGACUGCAUUUAUACAAAAUUUGGCAGUGACUGUGCUGAUCCACCAGAAUACUUCAAUUUUGAACGUAUUAUUGUACACGAAUCGUUUAGUUCAAAUGGAACUGCUAAUGAUAUUGCCCUAAUCAGAGUUGACAGGGAUAUUCAAUUUACUAACUAUAUAAAACCAAUUUGUUUGCCAGCUGGAAGUUCUUUUAGGUUGAAAGGUAAUGAGAACUUCUCCAUUACAGGUUGGGGUAGAACUGAAUCUGGAAAUGUAAGUCCUGUGAAAAAAAAGGCCAGGCUGCCAUUUGUUGAUAAAGCUAGAUGUAGUCAAUUAGGUCCACUUGGUGCUGGACAAAUGUGUUUGGGAAGUGAUAAAAGAGUUGAUAGUUGUAAAGGGGAUUCUGGAGGUCCUGUUAUGAACGCAGCUGUCUCAGAAGGUGAAGUAGUAACCACUCUUGUUGGUAUCAUAUCUUAUGGUUUUGGAACUUGCGGUACUACUACAAGUGUUUGUACUUACGUACCAUUUUAUUUGGACUGGAUUUCUCAUAAUUUGGAAGAAUAAGAUAAUAUAAUUUCUUGUAUUAACGUAUCGAGUGUAUCGAGUAUUGAGUUUUUUUACAUAAUUGAAAUAAAAUUUUGACACUGGUA
Messenger RNA from Ceutorhynchus assimilis (cabbage seed weevil), 2159 nucleotides. NCBI's taxonomy places the organism in Eukaryota, Metazoa, Arthropoda, Insecta, Coleoptera, Curculionidae. The record is from the annotation of a GenBank genome assembly.